UCAAUGCUUAACAUCACUAGUUAGCGGUGUAGUCGGAAGGUGUUUGUUUGAUUAUAACGGAGAAAACUAUUUAAUCUUCAUUCGACGACUUAAAUAUGACGGAAAUGUUUUCAUCGCUCUUUGGGCAAAAUGAAGCUCAGGGACCGCCUGGUUCUUCGUCGCUGGGUUUCGGACCAGGGAAACCUCCGCCGCCUCUGCCGCAAAAUCAAGUUACGAUGGCGGGUCAGAUGCCACCGCAGCUCGGGGAUGAAGGGCCUGCUCUGCGGAAACCUGGAGCCAUGAAUGAACCUUUCUAUUUAUUGCGAGAAUUGCCGGUGGGAAACGAGUUAACAGGCAACACUAACCUCAUCACUCACUACAAUCUGGAACACUCUUACAACAAAUUCUGUGGCAAGAAGGUGAAGGAGAAACUCAGCAACUUUCUGCCAGAGUUACCAGGUAUGAUCGAUUGUCCCGGCACUCAGGACGGCAGCUCCCUUCGCUCGUUGAUUGAUAAACCUCCUGUUUGUGGGAACUCGUUCAGCCCUCUGACUGGUGCGCUGCUCACGGGCUUCAGACUGCACUCAGGACCGCUUCCAGAACAGUACAGAUUAAUGCACAUUCAGCCUCCGAAGAAGAAAAGCAAACAUAAGCACAAACACCAUCGGCCACAGGAUCCAUUACCACAAGAAACUCCAUCAGAUUCUGACCCUAAAAAGAAGAAGAAGAAGAGGGAUGAUGAUCCUGAUCGCAAGAAGAAGAAGAAAGACAAGAAAAAGAAAAAGAACCGCCACAGUCCCGACCACCCCGGCCUGACAGGCUCGCAACCCAACAGCAACAGCCUCAGAUAGACUGCAGUCCACUGUGCGCAUGCCUGCCUGCAUGUGUGUUUUGUAAGAGAUGUGUGUAUGUUGAGUAUAAUUGUGUUACUGAGCACACAUCAUUUUGAAAGCUGAAGUGAUUCACGUGACUGUGUGAUGUGCGAAAGGUGCAGCGACACAGUGGAAGUAUUACAGAUCAGUGUGUAAAAGGCAAAAUGUCACUAUUGAUCUUUGUGGUUUCACAGUGACUGAGCAAAUACUGUACUUAAGUCCCUUUUUCUUGUUAUAUUCCUUGACCAUCGUGCCAAAUUCAUAUUAAAUUUUUUUUUGUUAUGA
This is a messenger RNA of Thalassophryne amazonica, 1136 nucleotides long. It is a transcript of the gene med19a, whose product is annotated as mediator complex subunit 19a. Gene Ontology annotation, biological process: positive regulation of transcription by RNA polymerase II. The record is from RefSeq and is a predicted model, not a curated record. The coding region runs from base 96 to 830 and encodes 244 amino acids. Lineage: Eukaryota; Metazoa; Chordata; Actinopteri; Batrachoidiformes; Batrachoididae. Gene Ontology annotation, molecular function: transcription factor binding; transcription coregulator activity. Gene Ontology annotation, cellular component: mediator complex. The transcript is spliced from 6 exons.